AUGGCACGCUCUCUGCUCGACUGGCGUCAGCUUGAUCUGCCCUUCUCGCUCACCUUCUUCAAGUGGUUCCUCUACGUCUCCGUACCCGAGGACCUGAACUUGGCCGCAAAUCCUGCGGGUGUCACCGCGGCCGACAUCGCUUUUGUAGACCCUGACUUUGCUCGCCACUACCAAAGCCUCAUGCGAAUGAACCGACGGCGACAGAACCUGCUUGAGAUCCUGUCGCAGCAUCCUCAGCCGAUCUCAGCUGGGCGCACGUUGAGGACGGAUGAUGGUAGUCACUCGCAGCUUCACCAGAGUCAGUCUCGAGUACGCAAAGAGCUGCAGGUCCUGGAUUCGGAAAUUGAUGACCUCUGCCUAUCCUUCGUGCUUCCGGGGUAUCAGUCUAAUGCAUCCAUUAGACCUGCCCAUUUUAAUUAUCUCUUUCUUUCUCCCUCCGACCAGAUUGAAUUGUGCAAAAAUGGCGCACAGACUGCCGUGACGGCCUCGAAUCUCUCCGACUACCUGGCGCAGUGUGCCAACUGGCUGCUAGUGGAGGGCGUGCGUCGGCAGAUGUUGGCCGUAAUCGAGGGCUUCGAUUCUGUCCUGCCGGGAGUACGUACGCAGACACUGGCUCGACUCUUCCGCCCCCAUGAGUGUGAGGGUCUAUUCUGCGGCGCCGAGCACGGACCGCCUGGCCGACAGACAGCCAGUGGAUGGGAUGUGGAGAGUCUGAUGAAGUCCUGCCUCUGUGAUCAUGGCUACACGCUGCAAUCGAGGACUAUUCAAUUCCUCUUUGAGAUACUUUCGGAGUUUGAUGAGAAACAGAGGAGACUGUUUGUGCAGUUUACUACCGGUAGUCCUCGCUUACCGGUUGGAGGUUUCCGUUCUCUGAAACCACCCCUAAAAAUUGUUAUGAAGAAGGAGGCCGAAGACCGCGCUGACAAUCAUCUGCCGUCCGUGAUGACCUGUCAGAACUACCUCAAGUUGCCUAAUUACUCAACAAAGGAGAUUAUGCGCGAAAAACUGAUCUACGCUAUAAACGAGGGCCAAAACGCAUUCCACCUCUCCUAG
Dibothriocephalus latus is the source of this 1053-nucleotide messenger RNA. Lineage: Eukaryota; Metazoa; Platyhelminthes; Cestoda; Diphyllobothriidea; Diphyllobothriidae. The record is from the annotation of a GenBank genome assembly.